UUCAACAGCUGAUUUGCUCUGAAUACAGUGUUGUUACUUGUAAUUAUACCGGGGUUUUCAAGUGCACUGGCAGAACUGACCACGGUGUAUUACAAUGGCUUUUCGGGUUAUUUGCAUUUCCGUGAUAGUCGCUUGUUUUGCACAGGCGGCAUUUUGUGUGCCGGUUGCGGAAGCGGAGCAUGCGGACCACGCUGAACAAGGCAAAGAAUUCCACUUCGACGUUCCUGCUCACGCUCUGCAAGCCGAUGACCAUUUGAAUAACGAAUCCCAUGCUGAAAACGCUAGCCAUGCUGAGCCCAAGCUGGAUGUCCACCUUAGCAAUGAAUCGCAUGCCGACAAUACCAGCCAUGCUGAACCCCAUUUGCUGGAUGCCCAUCACAGCAACGUCUCCCAUGCUGAAAACGCUAGUCAUGCUGAGCCCAAGCUGGAUGUUCACCUUACCAACGAAUCGCAUGUUGACAAUGCCAGUCAUGCUGAUGCCAAGCCAAAACUGGACAUUCAGUCGGCCAACGAAUCACAUGCCGACAACGCCAGCCAUGCGGUUAUUAAACGCGAAGCUGACCUCCACCUAAGCAACGACUCCCAUGCGGAAAACGCCAGCCAUGUGGAGCCCAAGCUGGAUGUCCACCUCAGCAACGAGUCGCAUGCCGAAAACGCCAGCCAUGCUGAUGCCAAGCCCAAACUGGACGUUCAUGAUCAGUUGGCCAACGAAUCCCAUGCCGACAACGCAAGCCACGCUAUCAUAAAGCGCGACGCUGCAGGUGAGCUAUCCCAUGCUGCCGACAACGCCAGCCAUGCUGAGGUCAUUCCCAAAGCGGAUGUCCGCCUGAGCAACGAAUCCCACGCUAUGAAUGCCUCCCACGCUGAGCACGUUAUGGCGAUGAAUCCUUUCGAUGUCAUUCCAGCCGUACAUGCCGAUGACAGUGCUGCCAACGUUUCGCACAUUCCCCGCGGCUUUGUUCCUAGUGCCGUUGGCGACAGACCUGACCUUUCGAUCCACUUGGACAACAACACCGCUGCAUCCCAUGCCAAUGCUUCUGAUGCAUCGACCGUCUCCGACAAACCAGUCGCCGCGGUAGAACAGCCAUCGGAGCAGAAAGUGGUCGCACUCCAAGCUGCCGCUAACAGCACCCAGCCAGUUCUCCCCGCUCAAGAGCACCAUGAAAUUGCCUUCAAGAAUUCCGAUGGUGCAGCGAUCUCACAGCAGGAUGCACAAAAAGUGCAACCUGAUGGAUUAGGAAUCGAACAUCCAAACUGAAAAUGAUCAUACCGGAAGUGUCGUUUCGAAUUAGUACUUCUUAGUAUUCUUUCGCGAUAAUUGGGAAUUUAUAUCUAGAACCGUAGAUUCCUCAGGUUUUUUUUUUAUUUUUUUUUUGAAGCAUAUUGUUUCAUAUAUUAUGUUCGAUCCAAAUAAAUAGAAUCUGUCGAACGUGCUAUU
This is a messenger RNA of Paramacrobiotus metropolitanus, 1438 nucleotides long. RefSeq lists its product as uncharacterized. The transcript has 2 exons. The record is from RefSeq and is a predicted model, not a curated record. The coding region runs from base 95 to 1258 and encodes 387 amino acids. NCBI's taxonomy places the organism in Eukaryota, Metazoa, Tardigrada, Eutardigrada, Parachela, Macrobiotidae.